AUGGAAACUUCAUUUAAGUUAAAUCCUAUCAAAGCAUAUUCAAGCCUAAAGACUCCUCAAUCAAAAGCCUCCCAGCAGCCCCCUCACGUUGAUUCUGAGAUUCCUCAACUCUUAGCAUUAAUUCAAAGUGAAUCUUAUGAAUUAAUAAUUUCUAAAGAUUUUGAAAACGCAAUCCCAAAGCUGAAAAAACUCGAACAAAUAUUAGAAGCUUUAAUAAUCCAAGGAACCAAUAGUGAUUCUGACCUUAUUUUAGCUACUAUUCAUAAUAUUGCUCUAUGCUACCAGAGAAUAGGAGAUUUAGAGAAAUGUAUUGCUUAUCUUGAAGGGUGCCUUUUCAAUGUAAACAAGUUUGGAGCGAUGAAUUCUUGUAAUACCCUUAUGGAAGGAGAAUUAAAACGGAAUCUUUAUAAAAUAAAACUGUAUGUACAGUCCUGCGCCGUUCUAUCACAGCUAGAAAAACAUAAAAAAGCUUUAGACAAUGCCAAAAACGCUUUGAAAUUAAGUUUAACCGCAAUACGCCUCACCAUUCAAGCCUGCAAGGCUCAGCUAAAAAAAUACAAAGCCUUAAAGCAGCGAAAUUCUUUAAUUACUGAUGAUUUAAGAAAAAGUUAUAAGGUCAUCUACAUGUCCUAUCCUGCCAUUAAAGCUUUACGAAAAUAUUUACUGACAGGUUCUUUAAAUCACCAUCAAAAAAUUCGGUCAGUUUUAGGUAUAAAAGACGACCCCGACUGGUUAAAAACCUUAACGAUCUCUGACAUUAUGUUUAUGCAGCCUUACACUACUGAAGAUCUCAAGCAAUCUUUAGGUCUCCAAGUAGAGUUUACUAACGAUUAUUUAUUAUAUAAAAUUUGCUUAUUAGCUGUCAGUCAUUUUUGUAUAUCGACUGAGCUCCGUUAUAGCGUCUCCACGCUUAUGGAUACUAUAGCCUUGAAUGUUAAAGGGGAGAUCCAAGGGUUGUUUCACCAUUUUAUGUUGGUGCACUAACCCUCAAAUUGGCAAAUCUGCUUUAUCAGACGGAUUUGUCAAUUUUAGACUGGCUUCAUCAACAUUCUCAACUUCAUUUUUAUAGCAAAAAUAAUUUGUUUUAAGAAUGUACUUAAAUUAGUGAUGAUAAUCAUUUUUGUUAACAAUUUUUAUAUCUAAAUUUGAAUGCCAUGCUUUUAAUAAUUCAGGAUCUCCUUGGAAGACAUCAGGACUAUGAGAAUCCGUAAGUUUGGAGACUUUAUAUAUGAGCGCUUACGAUGAUGCUAAAAAGGCUCACAAAAAAUCAGUAGAAAUUCUUGAGUAUUUCAUUCCAGACGUGUCACCAUUAAGAAUUCAUAUAGAAGAAUGCUAUAAGAAAAGGUUUGGGGAAGAUGAAAUCAUGCUAAAUCAGACUGCUGAUAAUAUUCAUACGAAAAAAAGAAACUCCUCGAUGCUGCCAAGUAUAAUAGAAAGACCCGAAUCCUUAUCACCGAGAUUGGCAGAAAAUAAAAAUAAACAUUUUAAUGCAACUUUGAGACCUCAUAGUGUACUAAGCAAAGGGAAAGUGACUGCUGAAAAAAGGAAAAACGCGACUAUGAAAUUAAGCGAAUUAAAAAGAAAAAACAGCAAUGAAGAAAUAAAGCUUAAUAUUUCAGCAAGGUUGGAUUGAGGAUAA
Blepharisma stoltei is the source of this 1639-nucleotide messenger RNA. NCBI's taxonomy places the organism in Eukaryota, Ciliophora, Heterotrichea, Heterotrichida, Blepharismidae. The record is from the annotation of a GenBank genome assembly.